AUGGAGAACUCAACAAGGCAAGAUGUUAAAAUAGAACACCUAACUUUACCAAAUAGUUCCAAGCUUCCUCGCGAUCAGGUGGUAGUUUGCAUUCAAGGAUUGUUAAGAGAGUUACAUUCCCUAUCAAAUGAGUGUUGUAUCUACAGAGUUCCUGAGGUGAUUCGUAAGGUCAAUGGAGAAGCAUAUACACCAAAACUAGUGUCAAUCGGUCCUCUUCAUUGCUACAAUGCCUGCCUACAAACCAUGGAAGAGCACAAAUCAAGGUACUUGGAGAUUUUUAUUCAACGGACUAGCGUGGGUGUCGAGGGUUGUGCUCAAGUUGUAAGGAACUGUGAGGGAAGAGCCCGCCCUUGUUAUGCAGAAGCCAUUAAACUGAGCAGUGAUGAGUUUGUUGAAAUGAUUUUAGUGGAUGCUUGUUUCAUCAUUGAGUUUCUUUUGAGGUUUUACUUCUCCCUAUCAACACUAAGGAUGCAUGAUCAGAGUGACUACAUAUUUGGAAAAGAUUGGUUCCUCAAUUAUGUGGGUGAUGACUUGAUAUUGCUUGAGAAUCAGCUUCCACUCUUUGUUCUUGAGGACUUAUUUAGUUUAGUGUCCACAAAUAAUAUCACCAAUGACAUUGAAUCAGAGGAAGAAAGGCCUUCCAUUGUCGACCUAGCUCUUUAUUUCAUUGAGGAGAAAUCGCAUAUGCUUCUGAGUCAUCAUCCUUCUGAUAGUAAUAAUAUUAACCUUAGCGGUUGCUAUGGUUAUACUGCAAGCCCUCGCUUCCAAGAAAGGAACGCAAUGGUAGAGCGGUACAACUGGGGGCAGCAACUGAGUACUCACCAAGUGCAACAAGGCUCCUAGAGGCUGGAAUUAAGUUCAAGAAGGGGGAAAGCUGUAGCUUAUCCGACAUAAAAUAUCUUUCAGGUGGAGUUGUUGAAAUUCCGCCAAUGACAAUCGAGGACCGAACAGAAUUCGUGUUCCGAAAUCUCAUUGCCUAUGAGCAAUGUCAAGGCAAAGAUGAUUACAUCACUGAGUACAUGACCCUACUAGUUGAUAUCAUCAAGACCACAAAGGAUGUGGAGCUGCUUGUUCGCCAGGGGAUUAUCGCCAAUGCAGUGGGAUAAUCGUUUGACAUCUCCACACUUUUUAACAAUAUCGGCUUCGGGAUCAUCGUUUGCCCCAAGAUCUAUUAUUCUCAACUUUGUGAAAAAUUGAACGCGUACUGCAGGACCCCUUGGCACAUGUGGAAGGCUACUCUGCAGAGGGACUACUUCAACACGCCAUGGACAGUUUUUUCUACCAUUGCAGCAGUUGCACUUCUAACCCUUGCUUUCAUACAAGCUCUCUGUUCUAUUAUAUCCCUCCAUGGACAGCGUGAGAAUCUUCAUUUUUACUUUCAUUAAUUUUUUACAUUCUACCUUUAAAUGGAUAUGUAUGUAUAAAAUUCAAAGGUUCUAUUUAUAAUUGAAAAAAAUCAAUCAGCAAACUAUUUUU
Messenger RNA from Malania oleifera, 1476 nucleotides. RefSeq names its product UPF0481 protein At3g47200-like. Lineage: Eukaryota; Viridiplantae; Streptophyta; Magnoliopsida; Santalales; Ximeniaceae. The transcript has a single exon. The record is from RefSeq and is a predicted model, not a curated record. Bases 1 to 843 code for a protein of 280 amino acids.